CAGGUAUUGCCACAGUCAGUUUAUUUUACUUGUGUUAUCCUUUCGACUUGGUAACACUUAUUACUACUAGUGUAAAACAUGUUAGUCCUGGUCAGUUUAAUUGGAUAUAUAUGGCUGAUAUCACACUUGACGGAAGGACAAUGGAUUGAGGAAGAAAUUACACGAGUAGAUAAUGGUCAGAGAAGUAUUAGUUUGAAUUUAGAAGAUUUAGAAGUCCUCCGGCGUGACAUGAUUGGUGUUUCAACCGACAUUGCAAAACUAAAAGCUAUCAGUGGCUCCCCUAAUACAGGACAGUCCAUCCCAGAUCUUAUUGGUGACAUGUUGUGCUCAGCUUGUUCUUUACUUAAGGAUGUAGCCAAGAGACAGAAAUGUCGAACGCGAUACUGCCAUAGACCUAGCCAAUCAGUCAUUCACAGAACGUUCGGAGGAACAUAUAGGAAUACGCGCAAUUACAUAAGUGGAAUGCGCAGAAGAAUGGUCAGGCAGAAUAAUGCCCGGAUGCGAAGGAUGCAAAUCAAUAAUCGAUAUUAGAAGGGAACACAAGUAUUGAACAUGAAUCGAAUGUUUUGUUAUAUCUGUGAUACGUCUUGCACUGGGAAUCGCUUUCAUAAGAAACAAACUUUGCAAAAUAUAAUAUAAAACUGAACAAAAACACAGGUUAUUCCAGGAGUGUCUUAACGUGAAGACGAUUGUAUGUGUGUCACGGAGUGAGUAACGAUAUGAAAAGAAAACUUUGUUGAGUGUAUAAUAAAGAAGAUAUGGGAAGGUGAUCUGAACGUGUUAGAAACACAUUUUUGAGAAAAAUGUGAAACAUGUCUUGACCCUAUCAGAACAUGUUUUUUUUAAAGUAGAUGACAAAAAGAGAACUGAUACUCAAGUUAAUAACUCCAGUGUCUUAGGAACAUGAAAGCAUGAAAUAAUACAACUAAUCCCAGUUAAAUCUAGCUACUUCCACAUACAUUAGACUUCAUAUUUAUUUAUUUAUUGCAGUGUCAUAAUUGUUAUAACAUUAAAGUUAUGUUUUCUU
Mizuhopecten yessoensis (Yesso scallop) is the source of this 1027-nucleotide messenger RNA. RefSeq lists its product as uncharacterized. Lineage: Eukaryota; Metazoa; Mollusca; Bivalvia; Pectinida; Pectinidae. The record is from RefSeq and is a predicted model, not a curated record. The coding region runs from base 79 to 531 and encodes 150 amino acids. The transcript is spliced from 2 exons.